AUGCAUAUGCUUGCAAAAGUUGCUGGCGGCGAAGUUGACGAGUAUUACGAUGUUCUCCAGGCAUUUUUUGCUGAAGGAGCCGACGGUUCGGGCUUAGUGAUGACGUUCCAGCGGCAGCUCUCUGUAGAGCCGUGGAAUGGCGAUCCUUCAACAGACGACUAUUUCAACAACAGUUAUUGUAUGACCCUCGGAUCUGAAGUGACGAUAUAUGGAGGGCUAGAGCAGGUCUCCUUUCUGGACUCCAGAGGAUGCUUUUAUUUCUCCGAUCAUGCGGCUACAGAGCUCGGUAUAGGAAGACAACUGAUCGUUGAUUUCAAGGUGUCUGAGCACCUCCUACAGCUCUUUCAACGGUUUCUCAGGCAAGCAGUGACAUGGGGAGUCCCUAGUCAGAUCCCUCAAACCAACGGUUUAGCCUUCGAAAGUUCCAUUAUGGAUGCUCCAACCACUCAGCCAAAGCCAGAUGAAGGAAUUAAGGCCCCCAAUCUCAGAGGCGGUCACCUCAAACUCAGGUUUAUGUCCCAAGAGCAACUGGAUCGUGAAGACGGAAACCCUCCUGAUAAUGUGGCCGGUUCAAGCGAACCGUCCCCCGAGGAAAGUGCAUAUCUUUCCAACUUGACUCCUUUCCAACAGAAGAUAUGCGGUUGCCUCCACGAUUUGGGCUGGAUUGAUACCGACAUUUGCAAAUUUCUGAUCCAGUUUGAGAACGGGCGAGAACACGUACGGGCUGAACUAAGAAUGAAGGGGCAGAGUGAGACCGACAUUCAAAAGCUCGAGGAUGUCUGUGAGACAGAUAUGGAGGAUUUCUCGCACCUCCGACGGUCUGGCGGCAACCGGGCCCUUGAGCAAUACCGGUCUGAGCUAUACCUGCUGCAUGAAAACAAGAGACAAAGAAGGGUUAUGCUAAAUGAAGAAUAA
Penicillium griseofulvum is the source of this 915-nucleotide messenger RNA. RefSeq lists its product as uncharacterized. The record is from RefSeq and is a predicted model, not a curated record. Lineage: Eukaryota; Fungi; Ascomycota; Eurotiomycetes; Eurotiales; Aspergillaceae. The coding region runs from base 1 to 915 and encodes 304 amino acids. The transcript has a single exon.